UUAAAUUUAAAAUAUCUUCAUUUCCAUCAUGACUGCAAUAUGAUAUUUUUAACUUCCAAAUAAGAAUGGAGCGCCUGACGUUCUUCAUCUUCUCUUGUGUUUUGAUUCUUGUAUCAAUCGUGGAGUUGUCAUCUGCUGUUGAUACAAUAACUCCUGGAAAAUCAAUAAGAGAUGGUGAGACAUUAAUUUCCUCAUCCCAGAGAUUUGAGCUGGGCUUUUUCUCUCGAGGAAACUCAAACAACAGGUACCUGGGGAUAUGGUACAAGGUAAGCCCUGAGGCAGUUGUGUGGGUGGCCAACAGAAAAAAAUCAAUUGCUGGUAACUCUGGAGUUCUGACUAUUUUCAAGAAUGGAAGCCUUGUACUCUUCAAUCAAGACAGGAGCAUUAUCUGGUCCUCUAAUUCACCGGUGAUGCCAGGAAAUCCAGUAGCGCAGCUCCUGGAUUCUGGGAACUUUGUUGUCAGGGACUAUAUUGACUCGAGUUCUGAAAGCUACGUUUGGCAGAGCUUUGAUUACCCGUCAGACACACUUUUAGCGGGCAUGAAGCUGGGAUGGAACUUAAAAACCGGGUUUGAGCGAAAUCUUACAUCCUGGAGAAGUCCUGAUGAUCCAUCCCCUGCAGAUUUCAGUCUACGACUUGAGAACAAUAAUUUACCUCAAUUAGUUAUUGGAACAGAAUCAAAAAAAGUGGCUCGCAGUGGACCAUGGAAUGGUUUCCAGUUUAAUGGAAUCCCCAUGGUGCAGAACCACAUCUUCAAACCAAAGCUGGUUCAAAAAAAUGAUGAGUUGAGUUAUAUGUUUGAUACUUCCAGUGACACAGCUCUCACACGAUUAAAAGUUAAUCAAUCAGCUAAUGCACUGCAGCGACUUGUGUGGGAUGAAGGGAGAAAAGAAUGGAACACUCUGUACUCUUGGCCAUUUGAUAUGUGUGGCUAUUAUGCAGUGUGUCGUGUCAAUAGCAUCUGCAGAAUUAGCAAGACACCUAUUUGUGGGUGUUUGAAAGGAUUUGUACUGAAGUCACAGGAUGAAUGGGGUACACCUCAAACUACAAAAUGUGUAAAGAAAUUGCAAAAAGAUUCAGAUUGCCGAAAUGGAGAACAGUUUUUAAAGCUCGCGAAAAUGAAAUUGCCUGAUAAUGGUCAAUUGAACCGAAGCCUGAAUAUGGAGGAAUGUCGAGCUGAAUGCUUAAAUAACUGUUCUUGCAAGGCUUACGCGAAUUUAGAUGCAGCGGGAAAAGGUAGUGGCUGCUUGAUGUGGUUUGAAGAGCUGAUUGAUAUGAAAGAAUGCACAGACGGAUUCAGCUGGGGACAGGAUGUCUUUAUACGAGUUGCAGCUUCAGAACUAGUGGAUGAUUCACAUAGAAGGAGAAUAAUAAAGAUGGCCGUGGUCUCAACAAUUUGUAGUAUGUUUAUAUUUGGCCUUGUACUCUGCCGUGCUUGGAAGAAAACAAGGAAUAAAGGUAAGGAAGAAGCGCAAACUUUAAUAUCCAGAGAGAACAAGAAAGAAGACACAGAAGUGCCUAUAUUUGAUUUCGCUACCAUUGUUGCUGCUACAAAUAAUUUCUCAAAUGCCAACAUGAUUGGUGAGGGUGGAUUCGGUCCUGUUUACAAGGGAAAUCUUCCCAAGGGACAGGAAAUCGCGGUGAAGAGGCUUUCGAAUAAAUCAAAACAGGGUCCACGGGAAUUUAAGAAUGAAGCUGCUUUAAUUGGCAAACUUCAACACAGAAAUCUUGUUGCUCUUGUUGGAAUCUGCAUUGAAAGAGAAGAAAGUAUGCUGAUCUACGAGUAUAUGCCUAAUAAGAGCUUGGAUUAUUUUAUUUUUGAAAAAGAAAGAAGGAAAGUUCUGUCGUGGAAAAAGCGAUUUGAUAUUGUCAUUGGAAUUGCAAGAGGACUUCUCUACCUCCACCAAGAUUCUAAACUUCAAAUAGUUCACAGGGAUUUGAAGGCCAGCAACAUUUUGUUAGACAGUGACCUAAAUCCUAAAAUUUCAGAUUUUGGGUUGGCAAGAAUAUUCAGAAGUGAUGACAAAGAAGUGAACACGAAGAGAGUCAUUGGAACAUUUGGCUACAUGUCUCCCGAGUAUGCCACUGAGGGCACAUUUUCAUUGAAAUCCGAUAUCUUUAGCUUUGGUGUUCUUCUGAUAGAGAUAAUAAGUGGGAAAAGGAAUAAAGGAUUCCGGCACCGAGAUCACCAUCAUAAUCUUAUUGGACAUGCCUGGUUGCUGUGGAACGAUGGAAAGGCUUUGGACCUAGCGGAUAGCUGUUUACAAGAUUCUUUCAUCGAAUCUCAAUUUCAAAGAUGUAUUCAAGUGGGCUUAUUAUGUGUCCAGAACUUCCCAGAGAACAGACCAGAAAUGUCAUCUGUGGUGUUCAUGUUAGUGAAUGAAGAGGUAGCUCUACCUCAGCCUGGGCAGCCAGGUUUCUUCACAGAGAGAGUUUUAAGUGCAGAAAGUUCUCGUUCAGAAAAUGGAAUGAGUAUAACAAUACAGGAAGGAAGAUAGAAUUUCAAGCCCCAGUUUAAUAGUUGUUUCCUGUUGGGGCAUGCAUUAGUUAUGCUCAUAUUUUUGUUUAUAUUAUAAGCUUCAAGUACUUUCUUGUCAGGAAAUAAUUCUAAAAUAUAAUCAUAAAAUGUUUCCACAAUGUCAAUUUUUUUUA
This is a messenger RNA of Mangifera indica (mango), 2652 nucleotides long. Its product is annotated as G-type lectin S-receptor-like serine/threonine-protein kinase At4g27290. Lineage: Eukaryota; Viridiplantae; Streptophyta; Magnoliopsida; Sapindales; Anacardiaceae. The record is from RefSeq and is a predicted model, not a curated record. The transcript has 7 exons. Gene Ontology annotation, molecular function: protein serine/threonine kinase activity; ATP binding. The coding region runs from base 66 to 2498 and encodes 810 amino acids. Gene Ontology annotation, biological process: recognition of pollen; protein phosphorylation.